Messenger RNA from Erinaceus europaeus (western European hedgehog), 1137 nucleotides. RefSeq names its product mitochondrial translational initiation factor 3 (gene MTIF3). The coding region runs from base 208 to 1101 and encodes 297 amino acids. The transcript is spliced from 5 exons. NCBI's taxonomy places the organism in Eukaryota, Metazoa, Chordata, Mammalia, Eulipotyphla, Erinaceidae. The record is from RefSeq and is a predicted model, not a curated record. Gene Ontology annotation, cellular component: mitochondrion. Gene Ontology annotation, biological process: ribosome disassembly; mitochondrial translational initiation. Gene Ontology annotation, molecular function: ribosome binding; translation initiation factor activity.
GCUCCGCCCACUACGGGAUGCGACGAGGUCUCUUCACGGAACUCGUUUGCGAGUUUCUUCCGCCACGCCCUACUAAUCCCUGGACACAGUGUAGGUAAAGCCAACCUCUGUAUGGAAAGUACGUUAUAUCCUUAUGAAAGCACAGGGAACUGAGGGAGAGCAAUAUGAAGGAAGGCAUGGUGACAAAGGUGUUAUCUGCUUCGAUCAAUGCUGGAAUACCCAGACUGGAAUCAUUCACAUAGGAUAGCUGACAGGAUGGCAGCUCUGUUUCUAAAGAGGUUAACAUUACAAACCAAAAAGACUGAAAGUGGUUGUGUUAGAAGUUGUUUUGGCAAAUACAUGGCACAACAGACAGCACUGGCACAGUUGCCCCUCCUCGCUUCUACUCCAAGAGUGUGCUGUGUAGUUUACGCACAAGCUUUUAGCACUGCCAAAGACCCCCACAGUGAAAGAACAAAGAAGAAGAAGAAGAAGGAAAAGACAGAUUUUGGUAGCAUUGGGAGAAAAAUUCAUGAUCGAGUUAUUCAUGUGGUUGAUGAGCAGGGCAAUGACUUGGGAAACAUGCACCGAGCAAAUGUGAUUCAACUCCUGGAUGAACGAGGCCUGAGAUUGGUUCCAAGAAACACCAGCACGGAGCCUCCGAAGUAUCAGCUCAUGACAGGACUGCAGAUUCACCAAGAACGAUUACAACUUCGGGAAAUGGAAAAGGCUAAGCGUACAACUUGUCAAACUCUAACAAAGGAGCUAACAUUUUCCUCAAGUAUUGGACAACAUGAUUUGUGCACAAAGAGUAAGCAGAUUCAACAGUGGCUUGAGAAAAAAUACAAAGUUCAAAUUACUGUAAAGGAAGGGAGGAAUAAAGAAGAGCCAGCAAAUAAAAUGGAGGAGAUAUUUGAUCAGCUACUCCAGAUGAUGCCUGGAAUAGCGACCUUCUUAUCUAGGCCACAACCCACUAAAGGAGGAAAAGCUCUAAUGUGUGUUCUCCGUUGUUUGACCCAAAAGGAAGAGAAAGCAUAUAGAGAAACUCAGAUGUCCCAGAAUGAAGACACUUUGAACAAAGAACAUGGAAAAGACAGAGACUCAGAUACAUUACAUCAGUGAUUUUAAUAAAGGAAAAUGUGCUCUCAGCAAAAGCAA